Messenger RNA from Cotesia glomerata, 2863 nucleotides. Its product is annotated as diacylglycerol lipase-beta-like. Gene Ontology annotation, biological process: lipid metabolic process. NCBI's taxonomy places the organism in Eukaryota, Metazoa, Arthropoda, Insecta, Hymenoptera, Braconidae. The transcript has 15 exons. The record is from RefSeq and is a predicted model, not a curated record. The coding region runs from base 687 to 2711 and encodes 674 amino acids.
GUGCCCGGUCUGUUGUCGACUCGACACUUGUGUUAUUAACUUAAGACGUUUUGUUUAAUUGUUGCGAAUUUUUUUGUGAUUGUUUAUUUUAUUUUUAUUGUUUAAUUAAACUACGCAAAAAUAUCUAAACCGUGGAAUUUCCUGUGAUUAUCACGCCUAGCUGAUGAUAGCAAUGAAAAACCGGCUGCGCGUAACGGACUCGGUCUUAGGAUUCGAAUAACCACAGAAUUAUAAAUUAAAAAUUAAUUUUUUAUUUUUACUAUCACGCACAACAAAAUCUAUUAUCUAAGAUCUGGUCUCAGUGCCCCCACAUACAAAAUAAGACCAGCUUACACUCGACAGAGUAGAGGUUUUCAUCGACAUCGACAUCAGGAUCUCGAUCGACGAGGUUGACGUUGACGACACUCUCCUCGUCCUUCCUUUCGCGCGAUAACGCCUUUACUUGCGCGGUAUGUUUCUAUAUACUGCGUACUCCACACUGGUGUGCUGACUACACCACUAGCUAUUGCUAUUGCUAUAUAAUAUAAUACUACUGUAUACACACCAAGUAGAGGAGCUUCAUAUCCAAUUACACGCGCGAGUGAUGAAUAAGCUGAAGUAGUGACUCGAGAGACGAGUCAAGAGAAACAACUUUUGUUAGUCGAACGUGAAUAUUUUUUUUUAACUAAAAAUAUAUUAGCCCAAUAAUGCCUGCGCUGCAUCUUUUCGGUCGCAAAUGGCUUGCAGCUACUGAUGAUCUUGUUUAUCCUGGCCUCUUUGAAAUAUUUAUCCGUGUAGUUUGGUUCGUUUUGAUAGGCAUCGCAUGUCUGAGAUAUUAUGGAGAAACUUGGCAGUGCAAAGUGGGUGGCCAACUGGUCCGCGUUUUUUUUGGCGGCGAAUUAGUCAUACUUGGUGUUGUUACCAUUCUUGUGUUUGUUAUGGUUAAUCACAGCGCAAGGGGAUCGAUUGCCGAUACUUACGCACGGAGAUUCGUCGAACCGCUUUUGACAGUCAAGGUGCUGCUGCUACUUCCAGAAAUAGCUUGGAACAUACUGGGAACAAUGUGGGUCCUGGGCGACUACGUCGAUUGUACAAACGAGCGUUACACCAUAGCAGUAAUCGAAGCCCUGGUUUUCUUCGACUGGGUGUUGAUAGGACUGGCGCUUCUGGGUCUUGCUUUGGUGUUCGACCCCCUGGGGUCUCUCACUUACUCCGACAAAGUUAUCGAAGACUCAGUAGAGCACGGCAAAGUGUCUCGGAUCUGGCUUCGAAGGUUCAAGUUCUUCUGGUGGAUGCACAGAGAUGAGAGUGCCACCGAGACAUUCCAACAUGUUGCUGGACUCUUGAGUGCACUGUUCAGAGGAACAGAUUUGGUUCCAUCGGAUGUCGUUGCAGGGUGUAUUUUACUUCGGAUACGCCAAAAACGUGAAACGAUUGAAUUGCGUCGCUUAAAAGUUAUGGAUCGUCCUGAGUAUACAAUUGAUUCACGUAUAAUAUUUACCAACACACCAGCAUGGAUGUCAUUAGAAUGGGCGCAUCACUACAUGAAGCUCUCAAUAGCCUCUUACGGAUGGUUAUUUGUCUUGUACCAGAAUGCGUGUACAGGUUGCUGCAAAUUGAUCCGUCACAUGAGCUGCUGUAGUUGCUUAAGAAGACACCAGCCGAUUGUUCUCGACGACAAUUGCUGCCUCUGUAGUCUCGCUGGCGUUAAAUAUCUUUCGCAAUUGUCCCAAGACGACAUUCUGUUCGCAUCUUUUCGCAACCACUUGUGCGAAAUUCCAUUCUGCGUGGUCGCCGAUCACAAAACCGCAAGCGUCGUGAUAGUAAUCAGAGGUUCAUUGUCAUUGAGGGAUCUUAUUACUGACAUUGCCGCCGCCUCGGAUUCUUUCGAGCCCGAGGGUUUGCCUCCCGGUAGCAUGGCUCACCGUGGAAUGAUUAUAGGCGCGAAAGUUCUUCUGAAGCAACUGGACCAGUACAAGAUACUCGAGAAAGCAUUUGCGACAUACCCCAAUUACGGAUUGACUGUAACAGGUCACAGUCUCGGUGCUGGCCUUGCUGUUCUUCUGGCGUUACUUAUACGGCCACGUUAUCCCCAUUUGAAAGUUUACGCUUUUGCAACUCCAGCUGGUUUACUUUCGAGAGAAGCUGCUCGAGUUACUGAAGAUUUUGUGCUGACUGUCGGACUGGGUGAUGAUCUGGUGAUGCGGCUGAGUGUCGACAGUAUGGAAAACUUUCGAACCUCUUUACUGAUAACUUUGCAAGCUUGCAGGUUACCCAAAUAUCGAGUUGUGCUAAAUGGCUUUGGAUAUGCAUUAUUCGGAGUCCCAGAUCGAGAUUUACAUAGUACGUGGAGGAACGCUAAUACAAUAAAUUCAAUACCUGGACAGUUACCAUUGCUUGCUGGUGAAACUUCUAGUUUACGUCAAUCGGAAGCGAUGAUUUUAGAACGUGAUGUAACUAGAAGAAGAUAUUCAAAAGUGAGACUAUACAACGCUGGUCGUAUUCUUCACAUAGUCCGACUAAAAUCUCCUCCAGAUGAGAACAGUAGUGAUAGAAAAACAAAUAAAAAAGACCGCCAGUACGAGAUGCGUUGGGCGCAACCAGAAGAUUUUAUGGAGCUAUCGGUGAUGCCGAGGAUGCUGCUGGACCACUUACCAGAAAACCUAGAACUAGCACUGAGCACUUUAUUAAAACAACAAGAAGACCUACCAGUCUACUUAGACUCGACGUAGAGCAAUUUAAAUCAUAAUUAUAAUUAUAAUAUAAAAUAUAGAAGUAAGAUUAAUUUAUAUAUCAUAAACUUACAUUCCACACACAUCUUUUGUACAAUUAAUUUUAUUUAAAUAAACUUAAUUUUGUAAUAAACGCUGAUAAUUAUAAAAUA